Adineta ricciae is the source of this 1194-nucleotide messenger RNA. Lineage: Eukaryota; Metazoa; Rotifera; Eurotatoria; Adinetida; Adinetidae. The record is from the annotation of a GenBank genome assembly.
AUGCCUGAAGAUAUCCCAGCUGAGUAUAUUCGACUUCUUCGACAAUUUGUAGCAUUGUGUGAUGCACAACCUGAACUACUUCAAGCACCUGAACUUGAUUUUUUUCGAGACUGGCUUUCUAAAUUAGGGGCAACAAAUUCAGCUGCCGAGACUAGUUCUACCAUAGAAACUGAAGACAUUCGUAAUGCUGAGGAAGAAACCACUACGUCGUCAACAAGUCAAGAGGAGACACCAAAAGUUGAAAGCGAAGCAGAAAGUGAAUUGGAACUGGAUAUGACUGGUGUAGUUGAAGGUGACAAUGAUGCACCACAAGCUAUGUGGGAUACAAAUAUCGAAGUGACAGAUGCCAUGUUAGAGCAAGCUGAUGUUAAACGAAGUGAAGCUCAAUCAAAACUUUCCGAAGGUGCAUUUGAAGAAGCUAUUUCGCUAUUUACACAAGCGAUUGAAAAUAAUCCACAAUCAGCUAUUCUGUAUGCGAAACGUGCGCAAUGUUAUAUCAAACUUCAAAAGCCAAACGCAGCGAUACGUGAUUGCGAUCGAGCUUUAGAACUUAACGAAAAUUCACAACAAGCUUUGAAAUGGAGAGGCAAAGCAAAUCGUAUGUUGGGUAAUUGGGAAGCGGCAUACAGAGAUUUCUGUAAAGCACAGAUAUCUGAUUUCGAUGAAGACGUACAAGCAUGGCUUAAAGAAGUUGAAGUGAAUGCAAAAAAAUUGGGUGAGCACAAGCGCAAAUACGAACGACGUCGGGAAGAGAAAGAAAUUCAAGCUAAACGUGAACGCAUUCGUAAAGCUCAAGAAGCCUAUGCUAAAGCGCAACACGAAGAAGAUGAACGACGAGCGCGUGAACAACAAGCGCGGUUUGCUGGUGGUCAACAGUAUCCAGGAUUUCCAGGCGGUAUGGGUGGCAUGGAUGAAGCAGAUUUAGGAGGACUGGGUGCUGUUAUGAAUGAUCCAGAAAUAUUGGAAGCUUUGCAGGAUCCAGAUGUACAAAAGGCUUUCGCGGACGUAAGCACAGAUCCUUCGAAAUUGGCUGCUCAUCAGAGUAAUCCCAAAGUACGCAAAGUAAUGGAAAAACUAGCCAAAAAAUUCGGUGGAGCUGGCGGACCCAUGAGCGGCGGUUUUCCAGGCUUUCCAGGUGGGAUGGGAAAUGAUUUUGGUGGAGCUGGUGAUGUAGAUGCCAACGAUCUCGACUAA